AACAUGAAUGUAACUAAUAACAAAGACGUUGAAAGACUAACAGAGGUCUCACUCUGAAAUUAAACCUGAUCAGUUAUGUUGAUCGAUAGCUUGGCUGGAGGUUUGAUAGAUGAAUAAAGUCAUGGGAAAUAUAAAUAAAACUUGAGAAUAUAAAAAAUGACAAAGUUGGCUGCUUUUAUUGAUUCUCAAACCCACAACCUCAGUUUGCUAAAGGAGCUCCUGACUACAAACAUGGAGGCAAAGAGGACAAACGAAAUUUAAUUUGUUAAAUUUAAGCGAGAUUUCCCCUGAAUAUAAUCCCCAUUUUUAUUUUACACUUCAUCCUCUAGUGAGCGACUAUUAACUGAUGCACAGAUGUGCUGCUCAUCUGCCCACUUUGACCAUCUGUCCCUCAUCUUCGGAACCAGAGUCCUGACGGAAAUAAAGAAAACACGAUCACUAUCAGGUCGAGUCUCUCAUCACCGAAGGGACGUGGGAUUUAGUUUUUCAUCACCGCGACUCAUCCGAUCACAAACCAUCUUCGGCGCUCUGCGUCAUGACGUCAGCGUCGGGCGUCAGUCGAAGCGGCUCGUUUCCGGGUUUCGAUAAUCAAAUAAACGUCUCCGAUAAAGGCGACAGGUUACCGUUAAGCUUCAGGUGUCGUUCUGGGCUCCUCGUGGAUGUUCGGCGGAUUUCCGGUUCUCAGGUGAGCUUCACGUGACGCUUACUGGGACGAACCGCUGUUUGGGGUUUGAACCCGUUUGUCUGUGGGAACCAGCACGUGGACCCGGUCCACCUCCAGAAGGUAAAAAGCCUUCAGAACCGGGUCGUGCGCGGACCCCCAGAGACCCUCAGGGGCACUCUGAAGUGUGGUCUACCACGUAGUGGUCUACCAGGUAGACCACUACCUGCCUCACUUUAAGUCUUACUUCAGAUGAGAAACAUUACUACAAAAUAAAAGCCCCAUUCAGAUGACCAGCCGAUUGCCGAGGUACCUUUAGUACUGGUCCUGGUGACCUGGUGUGUCCGGGGUUUCAGCGGCGAUGUCGACCUCCACUCAGAAGCACCGGGACUUUGUGGGCGAGCCGAUGGGAGACAAACCAGUGACGAGCCUGUCGGGUAUCGGAGGGAUCCUGGGAGAGAAGCUGAGGCACAAAGCCUUCGACAAGGCCUACGUGGUCCUGGGUCAGUUCCUGCUUCUGAAGAAAGACCCGGAGAUGUUCACCGAGUGGCUGAGGGACACCAGCGGGGCAAACUCCCGUCAGGCCGGACUCUGCAGUCAGUGUCUGAGGGAGUGGUGUGACGCCUUCCUCUGAGACCCCGCCUCCUCGAACCAGACCCCGCCUCUUACUGUUCUUGGCACCAAUCCUCAUGUCUGGUUUCACAGGUGACUCUCCUGCUGGAUUCACGGGCAUUUACAUGAAUAAAAGCUCAGCCUGGAAACCAUUAAA
Molecule: messenger RNA, 1430 nt
Organism: Gasterosteus aculeatus aculeatus (three-spined stickleback)
Lineage: Eukaryota; Metazoa; Chordata; Actinopteri; Perciformes; Gasterosteidae
Product: barrier-to-autointegration factor-like
Biological process (GO): chromosome organization
Cellular component (GO): nucleus; condensed chromosome
Molecular function (GO): DNA binding
Source: RefSeq, a predicted model, not a curated record